AACACCCGGUUCCUCAAAUCUCUUUCAUUCGCAGGCCGAUGAUUUUGGGUUCUCCAUUAAACUCACCGAUGCCUCUAAUGUGACCUGACUUUUAUUCAUUACCGAUAAAAGUGGUCUAGAGAGCCGGAGAGAUGUCUGCCAGUGCUGUUUAUGUGUUAGAUCUGAAGGGGAAGGUCCUGAUUUGCCGUAAUUACCGUGGCGAUGUAGACAUGUCCGAGAUUGAGCAUUUCAUGAGCCUAUUGAUGGAUAAAGAGGAAGAGGGCACACUGUCGCCCAUCCUGGCUCAUGGAGGAGUUCGUUUCAUGUGGAUUAAACACAACAACCUGUACCUUGUUGCAACAUCCAAAAAGAAUGCUUGCGUCUCCCUGGUUUACUCCUUCCUCUACAAAAUUAUCCAGGUGUUCUCCGAAUACUUCAAGGAACUGGAGGAGGAGAGUAUCAGAGAUAAUUUUGUGAUCAUUUAUGAGCUGCUGGAUGAACUCAUGGACUUCGGAUACCCUCAAACCACUGACAGCAAAAUCCUGCAGGAAUACAUCACACAGGAAGGUCACAAGUUGGACACCGGAGCCCCGCGACCCCCCGCGACCGUAACCAACGCUGUGUCCUGGAGGUCAGAGGGCAUCAAGUACAGGAAGAACGAGGUUUUCCUGGACGUCAUCGAGUCUGUCAACCUCCUGGUCAGUGCGAACGGUAACGUCCUGCGAAGUGAGAUCGUCGGCUCCAUUAAGAUGAGAGUGUUCCUCUCGGGAAUGCCAGAGCUGCGUUUGGGUCUGAACGAUAAAGUCUUGUUUGAGAACACCGGCCGUGGUAAGUGUAAGUCUGUGGAGCUGGAGGAUGUGAAGUUUCAUCAGUGUGUGCGUUUGUCUCGUUUUGAGAAUGAUCGCACGAUCUCCUUCAUUCCUCCAGACGGAGAGUUUGAGCUGAUGUCCUACCGCCUCAACACACACGUGAAGCCGUUGAUCUGGAUCGAGUCUGUGAUUGAGAAGCAUUCCCACAGCAGGAUCGAGUACAUGAUUAAAGCCAAGUCUCAGUUUAAGAGACGCUCGACUGCCAAUAAUGUGGAGAUUCAUAUUCCCGUCCCGACUGACGCCGACUCGCCCAAGUUUAAGACCACGGUGGGCAGCGUGAAGUGGGUGCCAGAAAACAGUGAGAUUGUUUGGUCCGUCAAGUCUUUCCCUGGUGGUAAGGAGUACCUCAUGAGGGCUCAUUUCGGGCUACCCAGUGUGGAGGCAGAAGAUAAGGAGGGGAAACCACCAAUCAGUGUGAAGUUUGAGAUCCCCUAUUUCACCACCUCUGGAAUACAGGUGCGUUACCUGAAGAUCAUUGAGAAGAGCGGAUAUCAGGCCCUACCGUGGGUUCGAUACAUUACCCAGAACGGAGACUAUCAGCUGCGGAUGCAGUGAACGAGCGGCAUUAGUCCAGUGAAGGGUGUGUGUGGAUCUCUCUCUCUCUCUCUCUCUCUCUCUCUCUGCUGUGCAUAGGUUAGACACACAUCUGCAAUAUUGAGAAGAGUUCAGUGAUUUGUGUCAUUUUAAAUAAAUCUCAGAAUAUGAGAAAUCAAAUUGAAUCUUCCCUACAGAGCUACUUAAAUUUUGACAAGUUACCCUGUAUUGCUGAUCAAAAUAGCAGGUGAAUCUCACAAAAACACGUCAUGCCACAUUGCACUUUGUAGUUUUUGUAGUUUGCAUUAUUGGAAAUGGUGAUUCUCAUCACUCUAAUGUUACAGUUAUUUAUAUUUAAAUGUGCAUAAAUGAAAGUCAGCACAUCAAACACUAACUGAAAUGACUUCAUGUCAUUAUUGGCCAUUUGGAAAUCUUAAUUUUUUAGGCUUAUUUGUCUUUAUAUCUUUUUAUAUCUUUCUUAUGCGGUCAGAUAUGACCCAGAUCGCUUGUUUUGAAAUCAUUUUGUGGCUAUUUAAUUUACUUUAACCUGUUGAUGAACGCCCCCUUUUUGAGCACAAAGCAUGAAAAUGACCCGAACUGAAAUGGUUGUAUUUACGGGACCGUUUGGAGUUUGGACACAGUUGUGGCAUCUUUUGAAAGAAGACACUUUGGGCUUUAUUUCCCCAGAAUUCAUAUUUGUUAUCAUUUAUUAAAGUUAGAGAAGCUGAAGUUUAUAGUAAUGGAAAUAUUUUGUGCUGAACAUGUUUUUAUAAUCUAAAACAACAAUAAUAAAAGUACCAAGACAAUCCAGAAAUACAAUGUCCUCAAAGUCACGAGUCUGAAGAAGUGACGUUUCUAAUGUGAAGAUGAUCGAAUAAUAAAUGAGUUCCUGCAGCUUUAAUCUCUGUAAAAUCUCUGGAAGUGUUCACAGUAAAAUUAAGCUCCGCCUCUCAAGACGACACUAAAUCUGACGGCACCGCUCGACUAUUAUGAAUAAAACUACACCACAUUUAUAAAAAUAGACUUUGGAGACGGGCUGGUUUUGUUUAUGAGACAAUAUAAUAUAUCGUGCUAUAUGGCCCUAUAUCAGCACUGCUGUGAAUACCUACAGUGCUGAUAUAGGGCCAUAUCGCACUCUUGCUCAUGUGAUAUUACUUAAAAAUUAUGCAAUAUUACAAUAUUUAUGUUCUAAUUUCUUCACUUUCACACACAUUAUUUGAAUGCCCUUAUUUGUCAUAUAAUAUAUAUAAUUUGUCAUAUAAUAUAUCAGAUCAUUUACCGUUUUACAACAUGAAUGCUGCUCAGAUUGCAGUUUGUUGAAGAACGAUGACGAAGGCGAGAUCUCAUGUAAACAACGGAGAAUAUAUCAAUAUUUCUCACAUUUAUCACUUUUAUGGACAAAAAGUGCUCUUGGAUGUUUUUAAUGAACGCUUGUCAUGGACGAUUGACCCAAGUGUGUUGAACUGGAUUCAUCUGGUGAUCGUGUUUUCAUAAUAAAAGUCCCGUUUUGAUAUCGCAUGUGUUCAUUUGUAAUCCUGACACAAGUAACUCAAUCGCUGUUUCUGGAGGAUUGCUAUCGUGAAACAGAGAUCGGAUAUCAAUGUUGAACCCUUUGACCUUUGAUGUAUAAUGUUAACAUUAAUUACAUUUAUAGAUGGUAAAUUAUAUAUUAAAUGUAAUCAGAGUGACGUCACCACCGUGUGCGGGCGAUUGCGUAUCAACAGGUGAAGUACUGCAGACGGGUGCUUUCAUGUGAUGCACAACGUUGUGUUGAAAUGGACCAUCAGUGUCUCUUUUGAGUUAAGUCCAAAAUAGGUGAGAUUAAUAGAAUGAAACCUUUUGAUAGUUCAAUAGUCAAUGCAACAUGUAAAUGUUACAUUAGACAGUUUUGUAGCACUUCUAAUGUCAAAUUAAUUUCACUCAGAUGUUUUUGACGUUGUACCUGCACAUGGAUUCAUUGUAUUUAUAUGAAGUGUUACUAAUAAUUAGUUUAGUUUAUUUUGGGUUUAAUUGACAUUUUUAAUUCAGUAUUAUCGGUUACAGGAGCAGCUGUUCACUGUUUCAGUACCUCGUAUGAGUUUACAUUUUCAUGGUGCCAUUUAAAUAAUAGAAAACACUGUUUAUAUCGUUUGCUAACUUUUCAUUUGCCUUGAGAGAAUGAAGGUUACCAUAUUUAUCAUGGAGCUGAAAUGUGACAUUAAUGCAUUCCCUCAAUGUUCCUGUACCUCUUAAACUCAAACAUCACGUGUCUGUACCUCCCUGUACCUCUCAAGCAUCAUAAAGUAUCAGUUGAAGCAAUUCUAGGCGUGAUCUGUCUCAUACUCGCUGCUGUUAUUUGUAUUGAUGACUCAUUUUUCAUGUGCAUUACAGUUAUGGAUACGAUGUGUAGAUGCCAAUCCCGAUAUCUAAAGAGAAUGCCAAUAUAAUGCCAGUGUAUCAUUUAAAUAUAAUAUUAUCAUCAUUAGUAAACAAAUAAUAAUAUAUUAUAAUAGUAAUAUAUAGUAUGUGUGUGUCAGUGUAUAUGUGUGUGUGUGUGUGUCAGUAUGUAUGUGUGUGUGUUUGUGUGUGUGUCAGUGUAUAUGUGUGUUUGUGUGUCAGUGUAUGUGUG
Molecule: messenger RNA, 3990 nt
Organism: Xyrauchen texanus (razorback sucker)
Lineage: Eukaryota; Metazoa; Chordata; Actinopteri; Cypriniformes; Catostomidae
Product: AP-1 complex subunit mu-1-like
Exons: 12
Coding region: 132-1403 (423 amino acids)
Biological process (GO): intracellular protein transport; vesicle-mediated transport
Cellular component (GO): clathrin-coated vesicle; clathrin adaptor complex
Molecular function (GO): clathrin-cargo adaptor activity
Source: RefSeq, a predicted model, not a curated record